Molecule: messenger RNA, 1866 nt
Organism: Oppiella nova
Lineage: Eukaryota; Metazoa; Arthropoda; Arachnida; Sarcoptiformes; Oppiidae
Source: the annotation of a GenBank genome assembly
ACAAAACACAAAUCAUUAUUACUGAUAAGAAUUCACUCAUAGACAUUGGAUAGUCAUUAAAGUUUGAUACAUUUGACUUGGCAUCAAAUUGUAUUCAUAUUCACUUAUGUUUUAGUAGCUGACACUUGAAUGAAAUAUAGUUUUAUUCAUUUAAUAUUUGUUUUACGAAUCGUAAAUUGCGAUUAAUGCUAUUUUAUUUUAAUUGGAGUUUUAUUUGUUAAUUUUAUUGAAUUAAAUUUUAUCAAAUUUAAAAAUGAAUUCAAUCGGCCCGUGUUCACCGAAACUUCGGCGACAACCUAACGCUGGAACCAAUAAUUUGCCGCCAAUUCUGUUUCACUCAAUUCAUGGCGAAAACAUACGGCUGUCGUCCGACUCGACAGUCGCGCACCGGAACGACAGCUUUUGUAAAGGCAUUUGUUUCAGCAAUCGUCCGAUUCGUGUAAACGAAAGGGUUUGCAUUAAAUUCACCGAAAUCUCGCAGAGUUGGAGCGGAGCUAUUCGUUUCGGCUUCACAGCCAACGACCCCAUCAACUACCGGUCCUCCCUUCCCAAGUACGCCUGUCCCGAGUUGACUAACAAACCCGGCAAUUGGGCCAAAGCUUUGGGCGAGAGAUUUGCGGUCAGAGAUUAUGUACUAUUUUUCUACGUGUCUGAAACGGGAGACGUCCACUACGGCAUCAACGGUGAAGAGCGCGGCGUAUUCUUCAGUGGCGUAUCGACUAACUGUCCCCUUUGGGCAUUGAUUGACAUUUACGGAAAUACAGUUGAAAUUGAAUCGGUAGACCCCAGACAACAGGUUAACUGUCGGCGCAAUAGCUUCGAAGUCGAGAAUAUUAUUCCGAGUCUUUCAACGAUUGACAUAAACCGAGAAAACCGGGAACCACUGCCUCAGGUCUAUAGGGAUGCCAACUUCCAGUCCUUACCAUUCCAUAAGACUAAGGGAUGCAAUAUUAGACUCUCUAAUGAUAGAUGUAUUGCCGAACGGAAUAACAGUCACUACUGUCAGGGAUAUGUCUUUUCUGAGCGACCGUUACGUUUGGGUCAAAAGCUUGUGCUUCAAGUUUUACAAACCGAUGAACUCUACGCCGGAAGUCUGGCCUUUGGACUGACCACUUGUGAUCCAUCAACUGUUAAUAGCAAUGAUUUACCUGAAGAUCCGCACCAACUGUUGGAUAGAUCUGAGUAUUGGGUUGUCAUUAAAGACGUGGCGAACGCACCGCAAGCCGGCGAUGAGUUGGCCUUUAAGAUCACAGAGAAUGGUGAGGUCCAGAUGACUAAGAAUAGACAGCCCGUCCAGACUCUUAUGCACGUGGACUCCACACAACGCAUGUGGCCUUUCUUUGACCUCUACGGCAGUACUAUUAAAGUGAAAGUUUUGGACUCGUUGAAUGCAAUCGGCAAUGAGUGCAAUGUCUGCUACGAACAGCCCAUUAACAGCGUUCUCUAUAUGUGCGGACACGUGUGUAUGUGUUAUGAAUGUGCAGUCAAGCAAUGGCGAGGACCGGGACAGUGCCCUAUAUGCCGAGCCGUCAUCCGAGAUGUGAUUCGCACGUAUUGGUCAUGAUUUGUCACUUAAUAGACCAUUAAAUCAAAUUGAAAACAAGCGUUGAUUUGUGCCUAAAGUACUAAAAGUAUUAAGACUUCAAUUGCAACGACUCUUACGGAGAACUCAUUACGACAUUUGAUUUUCAUUGUAAACCUAUUUUACUCUUUUUAUAAUAAUUGAACGGAUGUCCCAAUUCUGAGACAUUAAGUCAUUUAUAGCACAUAUUAAACUUGAUUUUCAUUACUAGUCAUUCAUCACAAGAAUUUCAUAUAAAUAUUACAAAAUUACAAAAUUUUUAUAAAUUGAAAUUGUAUUUUAAU